CAGACGAUUGGCCCGCUCUUUACUUUUGCCAUGGAGUCCGUCGUUCCUUGAGUGCAUAUUCAACAUCGCCGACACGGUCCUCGCGGCUCAAAUUCGAGUCUCAACAGCAGCCCUUUUCGUGGGUAUCAGCCCGUUCUCCAGGCUACACUGCCGUGUAGGUAAACCGCCACAAUGUCGAACUCGACCGCAGCAGUAGAAGACAAGGUGUGGGAGACACGCACCCAUGUGCCCAUUACGGUCGUGACGGUGGUGCUGGGCUUCGCUACGUUGGCCGUUGGCCUCCGAACAUAUGCCCGUGUCGUGCUGAUUCGCCAAUUCGGCAUGGACGACUAUGCCGCCAUCAUUGCUCUUUUGUUUGCCAUGGGCAGUGGUAUUAUGGUGGCUUCAAACACCAUCUAUGGUGCUGGUCACCAUAUGGGCGAUCCUAGGAUCGAUUGGACCGAGUUACCAAAGUAUCUCAGGACAUUCUACAUCUCCAUCGUCCUUUACAACGCCUCCUUGACGGCAAUCAAGCUCACCUUCCUACUCCAGUACUACCGAGUUUUAGGAACACGACAGAUGCGCAAGGUUGUCGUCUAUGCACUGGUCUUCGUUGCUAUGUGGUCCAUCUCGCAGCUGCUUAUCGUCAUCUUCUCCUGCACCCCGAUCGAGAAGUUUUGGCUAGGAGACUCGAUACCGAACGGACAUUGCAUGCCCAACUUGCCCUUCUGGUACAUCAAUGCGGCUGGCAACAUUGUUACCGACGUCCUGAUCUUUAUCAUCCCCCUACCGGCGCUGGGAAGUCUCAACCUUCGGAAGCAGCAGAAAAUAGCGCUUAUCGGCGUCUUCUGUCUUGGUUUCUUUACCUGCGCCAUCUCCAUUAUCCGCAUCCAAUAUCUCAAGCUCACCGAUGACACCACAUGGGAUAACGUCGACUCGUCCUGCUGGUCCGUCUCCGAACUCGGCUCCGGCAUUGUCUGCUCCUGCCUGCCCACGCUCCGUCCUUUGCUCUCGCACGUCAUGCCCGGAAUGGGCUCUCGCAGCGCCCCUAGCCACGCCAAGUACGUCCACCACUCAUCCGGCCGCGACGUCACCGAGGGCAGCACGAGCGGUCUCGGCAGCAAGCACAAAUCCGGCAAGUUCGGUGGCCGCAGCGUCGUAUACCCGGAGGACGUCGAACUCCAAACCAAAUCCGGCAGCCAGGACCAACUGGAGAAGCACGCGGCCGUGAUCGCCCACACUGCGGUUCCGGUACAACACGGAGGACACCACCACGCAAGGACGGCAAGCAAUGAUCAACUCAACCGGUCGCCGUCGCAGAACCGCGGCCCCGGUGGAGCACGUGCAGAGGAAGGCGGUUACGUAUCGCCUAACCAGCUUGGUCUGCAACCGACGGUGCGGACAGAAGUCAGGGUUGGGUCGCAGCACCAGCAGUCGAGGUGGACGCGGCCAGUGGAAGGGACAAUUUCUGUGAAGCAUGAUUUAGUGGUUACUCGGGAUUAUGACUAACCGACUAGCCCUUUCCCUGUCGUCAAACUAUUUCUUUUCCUUUGUCAUCAAACCAUUUUGGGUUAUCUCUUCCCUGUUGGCAAGCGACUUAUACCUAGCGAGCCUGUUUUUUCUAAUUUGCGAUGAUACCUUGUUUUCUUACUUACUUACACUACUUUAUGGCGGGCGGUCGGUGUCGGCGUACAUGUACAGGUAUGAAUGGAGAU
Neurospora tetraspora is the source of this 1694-nucleotide messenger RNA. RefSeq lists its product as uncharacterized. Lineage: Eukaryota; Fungi; Ascomycota; Sordariomycetes; Sordariales; Sordariaceae. The coding region runs from base 172 to 1488 and encodes 438 amino acids. The record is from RefSeq and is a predicted model, not a curated record. The transcript is spliced from 4 exons.